Molecule: messenger RNA, 3942 nt
Organism: Hirsutella rhossiliensis
Lineage: Eukaryota; Fungi; Ascomycota; Sordariomycetes; Hypocreales; Ophiocordycipitaceae
Product: PIF1-like helicase domain-containing protein
Exons: 13
Coding region: 1-3942 (1313 amino acids)
Biological process (GO): telomere maintenance; DNA repair
Molecular function (GO): DNA helicase activity
Source: RefSeq, a predicted model, not a curated record
AUGUUCCCCGAUGAGCUCAAGGGACUGACGCCGGUCGAAGAGAAGCUCAUCUCGCUGAACUCAUGUUACGGGAGCUGGCCACCAAAGUGCUCCCGCACCCUUUUGCAAGCACUGGACGAGAUCCACAUCUCGUGGCAGGGCGCGGAGAAGCCGGCACCGAGCGACCUGUCGAGUCUCUUGUCGGUGAGGCGGCGGGUGGUCGAGAGGGCCCUUGUCUGGCUGAAGCGGAACAACCCCACUACGCCGAGAUCGAGAUCGACGCGGCGGAGAUGGAGAGCUGGGAGACUCGAUACACGUGAGAUCGAGGAGCUCUUCGCCCUGCUCAACCAAGGACAAGAAGCCGGCGGCCAGGGUGAAGGUCACGGGCCCAACGGAGAAGGCGCGGUUCGCGAUGGAAGUGACGCCUGCCCCGACCAGAACGUUCCAGCGAUCAACGAGGUGACGUCUUCUGGCAUGUUCGCGCUCGACGGACCGCCAGACGUCGCGGACGUGGAGAAGCUGCAGUUUGCCUGUGACGCUGUUGGUGAAGGUGCCGACGACGGCCGUGCGGGCCCGAGAGCGUGGGUCGGGUCCCUAGCCGGGGGGGUUCGGGGGCGUGGCGACGGUGGUUGUGAGCCAUACAUCCGGGUUUCGCGGGGUGAGUUUACCGAUUCCUUUGAGGCGUCCUUCUUUGCCAGGACGUUCCCGACCCUGUUCCCAUUUGGCGUUGGGGACCAAGAAAGGCUAGCGGCGGCGAGGGUCGAGUUGGAGAGCUCGGGUAAGACGACCGAUGGUGACGUGAAGGAGCUUCUCAGGAGCCUCUCGCUUUACGGCCACCGGCAGCCCAUGUCGAGAGAGGUCCGUCUCAAUAUGCGGCGGAAAAUCCAGUCGCUCAUCGUCGGAUAUGGCGUGCCGGCCAUCUGGUUCACCAUCAACCCGAACGACAUUACGAACCCGGUGAAGCUGCGACUGGCGGCAUACCGCACACGCGAUCCCGACGCGGCCGAGGAGUUCUUAGAAGGCCUUGGGGAUGCGUAUAAGCGGGCACGGCUGGCGAUAUCGGAUCCCAUGAGCUCGGCCGUGUUCUUCCACCGCGAGAUGAAGCUAUUCUUCGAUCAUUACGUGAAGGUCGGUGAAGACUCGAUGCUUGCCGACAUCCACGGGGAGGAUCAGGCGGCGUAUCGCGAGCGAAUUGUCCGAUACAUCGAUAGCGUCUUCUCAGAGGAUCUGGACCAGGAAAGUUUUUGCGCCGUGCAAGCGGAGCGAUCUGUGACGGGCGGUAUUGGUUCCCUGCUGGACAACGCCGCGCAGUUCUCGGCCGCGUUUAUCGAGGAGGCCAACUUCUGUGCCGGCGCGACGCAGGUGCACACGCAUAGCCCGACCUGUGUGAAGUAUUCCUUGGGCAAAGGAGGGCGGAGGGGACCUCUGCCGGUUCAAGGCGCCAUGGAGAUCCGGAGGACACACAGCAUGGUCAAUCGAUGGAACGAGGCUAUUGCUGUCGGGCUCCGGCACAACCAUGAUAUUUCCUUCAUUGCGACGCAGCGCAAGACAAUGGCCCUCAUCUAUUAUGUCACGAACUACGCGACCAAGGUGGAGGACCCGGUGUGGAAGCGUGUGGCGGCCGCGGCCGAGCUCCUGGCCGCCUCAACAGGGAACAGGACGCGACAGUUCCUGAUGAGAGUGGCGAACCGCGUGUUCACGGAGCGUCCGCUAUCACAGGUCGAGGUCGUCGCUCACCUUCUCGGAUAUCCGGCCGAGUUCACCGACAGCAGCGCGUGGGCGUACCUGAACUGUUCUCUGCUGUACUGGGAAGUCUUUCGGCGAUGGCGGCAUCUCCGAGAAGCCAGUGGCGCUGCGGCUAUGGAUGACACCUUGGAUGAGUCGGUGCUCAGGCGGCCGGGCAAGCACGCUACCGUCUGCCUCGACGGCUACCUGAGCAAGGACUUCACCUACGAUGACGAGUCGUGCUACCGGAGGGCAGCCGUGCAGCAUCUUGCGCUGUUCGUGCCGUGGGAGUCCUUCCUGGGCGAAGGAACAGGUGAGAUCAACAGCAUCUGGGCGCGGGCUCGAGACGCUAUGGCCCCGAGAAUAUCAUGUCUCGUCGACAACGUGCAGCUGCUUCGACGAUCCGCCGAAGACGCAAAACGCGACGCCAAGCAAUGGGCAGCCUCGUCCGGCGAUGGCGACCCGACGGUCGCACACGUCGAGGAGGGUGGAGCAGGCGAGGCGGGCGCGGAGUCUGCAGCGACAUAUCAGCCCAACAGCAUCGGAGACGCAACGCGGCUCAUCGACGUCGUCCGAGGUGCAGUGGGAGCGAAUCAGGUGACGGCCAAGUCGCCGGAGCUCAUGGCAAUGAUACAGCAGCUCUGGCGGGUAUUUUCCGGGGCCGCACUACCGCCGCAGGAUCAGGUCAAGGCUAUCAAGUCGCAGCAGCGUUGCGAAGGUGAUGACCGGUUUCGGGAGGACGAGGUCGAAAUGACGAUGGCCGACUCCGACGAGACCGCUAUCGACGCAGGGGCGGGAAUGGACGUUCAGUUUGGCCCAUCAACCUCCUUCCUCGCGGCGGGCAAGGUGUUGGCAACACGGCUGACGCUGAACAAGAGGCAGUCCAUCGCUUUUCUGAUAAUAUGCCGCCAGCUCGAUUUGAUGCAGCAGACCGACGGGGCGAUGCCUGCCAGCUGCGCCAGUUCGUCGGCGGAGCGGUUCAUCCACGGCCAGUCUCGAAUGGAUUGGCAGGAGAAGGAUGUGCUCGUCAUCGACGAGGUGAGCAUGCUCGGGGCGCGGACGCUGCACGCCGUGAACGAGCGGCUUCGCCGGCUUCGCGGAUCGCGGCAAGAUUUCGGGGAUCCCAUCGUCCUCUUCUGCGGAGAUUUUCAGCAGUUCCGGCCGGUCCAAGAGAGGUCGAUCGUCCUGCCUAGCGCGGCCAUCUCGUGGGACGUAGACAACUCGUUCAAGGCCGAGCAGCGUCACCAGCACGACAAAGCGCACGCACUGUGGAAGAGGUUCACGACGGUCGUCAUGCUGGACGAGCAGAUGCGCGCCGCCGGCGACCCGGAGCUGCAGAGGCUGCUGAAGCGGAUCCGUCUAGGCGUGCAGGAUCGGACGGAUCUAAACCUCCUCAACUCAAGGUGCUACCGGGAGGGAAGGCGGAUCCCUUGGGAGACGGGCAUCACCGUGGUGACGCCGCUCAAUAGGAAUCGGUGGAACCUGAACAUGGAGGCGAGCCUGGCGUUCCGGGUCCAGCAGCGGUCGACGAUGCGCAUUUUCAUCUCCGAGCACAAGUGGAAGGAGGAGCUGCCGACGGAGGAAGAGGCGAUCAUGAUACUCAACCAGGGCGACGAUAGCGCGAUCCCGGUGCCGGCCGUCUUCAUGUUCGUGGCCGGGAUGCCCAUCGUCGUGAACCACAACACCCACCAGGGGCUGAAGCUAGUGAACGGCGCGAGCUACUCGGCGGUGGAGGUCAUUGUCGACAAGGCGUACCCGGGGCAUCGGAUCUCGGCCGAUAUGACGAUCCACUUCGGGCCGCCGGCGGGGAUCAUUCUCGAAUCGGAGACGACGAGAUAUCUCCACUUCUGCCAGCGAAAAAGGCCGUGGCAACGCAACGACGUCAGCCGAAAGGGUUUGCCGUGCGCAGCAGCGUUCGCGUGCACGGACUACAAGGUGCAGGGCAAAACGCUGGAGCGCGUGGCCCGAGCUGCGAGGACACGGACGACGAAGAUGGAUGGAACGGUGGUGCCCUCGCAGUGCGACCCGUACGGCCUGUACGUGCAGCUAUCGCGCUGCCGAACUCUAGACGGCAUCAUGCUCGUGUCCAAGGUGCGGGACAGAGACUUGGUGGGCAACCGGGUCCCCGAGGAGAUGACUGCCGCACAGGCCAGGCUCGAGGUACUGAGCGAGAGGACCGUUGAGGAGGCGUUGCGCUGGCUGGACGGUGAUGCUGAAGAGUCAAGGCGGCCGGGCUAG